Molecule: messenger RNA, 773 nt
Organism: Guillardia theta CCMP2712
Lineage: Eukaryota; Cryptophyceae; Pyrenomonadales; Geminigeraceae
Exons: 6
Coding region: 38-760 (240 amino acids)
Biological process (GO): RNA processing
Molecular function (GO): protein binding; RNA nuclease activity; RNA binding
Source: RefSeq, a predicted model, not a curated record
ACGGGACGUUCGGACUCCGUGUCACGGUUCAAGGACCAUGGGAGCAGAAAUUUCGAGCAUCGACAAGGGAUUGAAGUGCGAUUGCUGCUCAAACUUAUCGAGCAACAAAGAGCAGGGGAAGAGCAAAACAGGCUACCGCUUCCCUACCACAAGACCGAGCGUGUCUUCGAUCAAUCAGGGAGUCCUGCUGGAUAACCUGCUGACAUUAUCCGAGCACGGCCAACCUCAGGCCCUGCAGUCGUUUCUGGACGCAAGAAAGGACGCGGUCAAUGUGAACAUGCAGAACGAGGAGGGAGAUACGGCACUCCAUCUUGCAGCUCGAAAGGGGAAGAUCAACAAUUGCAAGAUCUUGCUGCAGCGAGGAGCUGUGCUGCUCAAGAACAACGAGGGCAAGACAGCGCUGGACAUAGCGAUUGAAUCGAAUCACAUCUACUGCGCAGGAGCCCUGCGAAGUGUGGAAGGGAAGCAGCUGCAGGAGCAGGACAGUGCGAAUGCUACUGUUAAGCACGCGUUGGAGUACUUCAGCCCCCCGCUAGAGGUCACUGGCCUCUAUGACUACGAGGCCUCCGAUUCGCUUCCGUUCCCCCCCGACCACAGAAUGGAGCUUCAUAUCCACAAGGGAGAGAAGUUUGACGUCAUCUUCAUCCGUCCGGAUGGCUGGUGCCUGGCCAGUCGACCUGGGAUGAAGUACCAGGGUUACAUCCCCGGGAACUUUGUUACAUCAAACGGAUCCGAACCUCUCGUUCAGAUUCGAAACUAACAACAUCCAACAG